AUGGCGAAGUUAGACUCUGAGUUGGGGCCCGGGAGCCUGGACUCUGUUGGCAUUCACCAAUCCAAGAAUCAAUGGCCAUUUGCCAUCCGAGAGUUCCACCUGUGGGAAACCAGGAUAGUGGGAAAACACCCAGCUCGGCCGAACAUUGUCAAGCCCAACAAAGUACCCUACCCAACUAUGGCAUACCUAUACUAA
This is a messenger RNA of Plenodomus lingam JN3, 195 nucleotides long. The record is from RefSeq and is a predicted model, not a curated record. Lineage: Eukaryota; Fungi; Ascomycota; Dothideomycetes; Pleosporales; Leptosphaeriaceae.